Ictalurus punctatus (channel catfish) is the source of this 1770-nucleotide messenger RNA. Its product is annotated as zinc finger protein 768. Gene Ontology annotation, cellular component: PcG protein complex; transcription regulator complex. The transcript has 2 exons. NCBI's taxonomy places the organism in Eukaryota, Metazoa, Chordata, Actinopteri, Siluriformes, Ictaluridae. The coding region runs from base 136 to 1329 and encodes 397 amino acids. The record is from RefSeq and is a predicted model, not a curated record. Gene Ontology annotation, biological process: regulation of transcription by RNA polymerase II. Gene Ontology annotation, molecular function: RNA polymerase II cis-regulatory region sequence-specific DNA binding; DNA-binding transcription factor activity, RNA polymerase II-specific.
UGACCUCAACUGUUGUGACUCUCUCGACUUACCUACCAUUUCCUUAACUGUAAUUUCACCAUUACAAAAUUACUGGAUUGACAUUUUGCCACAGGAGCUCGACAGUGUUGAUAAAUUGUGUUAUUAAUAACGAAAAUGGCUGCUGCGGUGUUACAGACGAGGAUAACCGCCAUAUUGGACGUGUUAACGAAAGCAGCAGUGGCGGAGAUUAGCCAGCUUAUUCAGGACGACAGCGCUGUGUAUCACCGGGAAAUGAAACGAAGGGAGGAUGAAAUUGAGGGACUGAAGAAACGGCUACAGGUCACCGAGAAAGAGUUGAAGAAAGUGCAGGCUACGGUGUUAGCCAGGUGUUCAGUCGGUGUGCAGGUCGAAACGCUGGCUACAGAUUUGAUGGCAUGCAGAAAAGAAUCGCUACCUGUGAACCAUGUGGAAACAUUCAAAAUGAGUUCAGCGCAAGAGCUCAAAGAAGAGAAACCACAGCUUCCUGACAAAACGUUGGCAUCUGCGCACCAUAUCGCAAAAGAACCCAGAGCUCUACCGGCAAAGCAAAGAGAUCCAAGGUCUGAUGAAGAUGAGUUCAGCAGCCUGGAAUUUGAAAUGAAAAUUGAGCAGGUGGAAGAGCUUGUAGAUCAGGAGCUGAGUUUUUCACGAGCAGAUUACAGCAUGGCAGAUCCAAACAUCCGGGAUCCAGAUCCUAGCUCUGAGCACAAAGCAGACCAGAGAGACACGCAUUUGUGGCCGUCCAUGGACGACAACGCAGCAAACGAGUUCUCCAUUCCUGAUGGCUGUAUCGGGUUAGAGCAGUAUGAACAGAUUCCCACAGACCAGUGUCUGGCCCAGGUGAUGAAGGAUCCUCUGAACUUGCACCCUGACAACACGUCCAGUAAUAAACACGUUGAUUCGUUUGGUUCUGUACACGUCAGGAUUGACAGAGAAAUGCACUUUGAAGGCAACAUCGCAAAAGACUCUGAAUAUGGACAGAUUAGAGACAGUCUGGGUCACGUCAAAGCAUCAAGGCCAACAAACAGCAACAAGCACAGACACUCGUUCAGUGCAGUGCCGCGCUCACAUGCACAUUUAUCCAGCAGUACUUUCUCAAUGCCGGACAUGGUUCCUAUGCGGCAAAACACACAAGCUAGCCAUGUCGGGUCAAAGCCCUUUCGUUGUGAGGAAUGCGGUAAAGGCUUUACCCAGAGGAUGAGACUGAUCACGCACAAGAGAAUACACACGGGUGAGAAGCCGUACCAUUGCCAGCUCUGUGGCAAGAUGUUUUCACGGCAGGAUAACUGCCUCAGGCAUGUACGCCUACACAGUGCACAAGGGUGGUAAAGAAGCACCUUUGAUUGUUGGGUUGUGUUUCUAAUAAUUAUAAGUACUGUAAUGAUGAGAGAUCUUUAUUUCCUGUAGAUCAUCACAAAAGAUUACUAUAUAUCUAAUGAACAAAAAGACUCUGCGUCCUCCAGUGGCUGGCUCUGGUUCAGUUUUUACCAUGCCCACAACUAGGUUUUUAGCUUUUCCCCAUAGUCGGAUUUUGAUCUUUGUGCGUUUUUAUUCUCUGUUUCAAAUUGAUAUUUUGUGAUACACCCUUCAUACAAUGUGUUCUAAAUUCCAAGACUUGUAAUAUACAUUAUUCAGGAGUAAUGCAGGGCUACAUCCCAAACCACAUAAUGUGUAGUACGUAGGACAUCAUUGAUGUAUUGAAAAAAUAUUUUGUAAUUUUUAUAUACAUAUAUAUAGUGUGUAUAUGUGUAUGUAUGUGUAUAUAUAUAU